GGGAAAUGUAUGAGGAGAAAAGACACGGUUUUCGCAUUUCUUUGAGGAUUUUAAAUAGAGAAUCUUGCCUGCAAUCAGAAGUACUGUCCGCAUGUUUACCCCGGGGAGGUGACUCGUUAUUACGUCGGACUGUUUCAGCACAAAACCGAUAAUGCCAUUUUCGGCAAAAUUCGGCAAAAAACAAUCCACCAAUGAAUGCUGGAGUCAAACACACAGAGAAAUCACUCCAUGUGUGACAACCGAAAUUUUCAUGAUAUAUUGUUGGUGACGGUGAAAGAGGAGCUUGAGAUGACAGAUCCACAACCAUGCAGAAUAAAAAAUGAAGAUACUGAGGAACAAAUAGAUGUGGUAGAAGUGAAAGAGGAGAGUCAAGCUGAAGUGGAUGAGAAACAUCAGAUUGUAAAAAUAAACCAUAAUGUUUCACAGAAAGAAAUUCUGAAGACAGAAGACAUAAAGUGUGAAACGAGUUUCCAAAAAUGUGGUCGCCCUGCAGAUCACAAGAGGACUCACAGUGAGGAGAAGCCUUUUACAUGUCAACAGUGUGGAAAGAGUUUCAUAUCUAAAAGUAAACUUGAGGCUCACCUGAGAAUUCACACUGGAGAGAAACCGUACACGUGUCAUCUUUGUGGAAACGGUUUCACAGUUGAAUCUAGCCUUAAGAAACACAUAAGAAUUCAUACUGGAGAGAAACCAUACACGUGUCAACAGUGUGAAAAGGGUUUUAAAUCUUCAAGUGACCUUACGAGACAUGUGAAAAUUCACAGUGGAGAGAAACCACAUGCGUGCCAAGAGUGUGUAAAGACAUUUACAUCUAUAAGUUACCUUAAGAAACACAUGAUAACUCACACUGGAGAGAAACCACAUGUGUGCCAUGAGUGUGGAAAGAGGUUUACAUCUCAAAGUAAACUUAAGGCUCACAUGAGAAUUCACACCGGAGAGAAACCUUACACAUGUCAACAGUGUGGAAACAGUUUCGCAGUUGAAUCUAGCCUUACGAAACACAUGAGAAUUCACAGUGGAGAGAAACCGUACACGUGUCAACAGUGUGGAAAGAGUUUUAAAUCUUCAAGUGACCUUACGAGACAUGUGAAAAUUCACAGUGGAGAGAAACCACAUGCGUGCCAUGAGUGUGUAAAGGCUUUUACAUCUGCAUGUAACCUUAAGAAACACAUGAUAACUCACACUGGAAAGAAACCGUUCACAUGUCUUCAGUGUGGAAAGAGUUUCAGAGAUAAAAGUAACCUUGAGAUUCACAUGAGACUUCACACUGGAGAGAAACCUUACACAUGUCUUCAAUGUGGAAAGUGUUUCAGAACAAAAGCUAACCUUGAGAUUCACAUGAGACUUCACACUGGAGAGAAACCUUACACAUGUCCUCUUUGUGAAAGGAGUUUCACAACAAAAGCUAACCUUGAGAUUCACAUGAUGCUUCACACUGGUGAGAAACCGUUUACAUGUCCUCAUUGUGGAAAGAGUUUCACAACAAAAGGUAUCCUUGAGACUCACAUGAGACUUCACACUGGAGAGAAACCAUUUGCAUGUCCUCAUUGUGGAAAGAGUUUUAUGUGGAAAUCAAGUCUUAGAAAUCACCAGCGCUUACAUUCUGAAGAAAAGACAUUCAACUCUUCUGUACAGUGAUGAGUUUAUUAUGACAUUUGAAUCAGAAGAUACACACAAGUGGUCAUGAGUGGAUAUGUAAAGUCUUACCGUGAGUUCACAUUAGCUGCGUCUGAGGCGUUAAAAUCGUGUCUAGUUUGCCGCUUGAACAUUAUGGGGCGCUUUCCCGACAGGGAUUGGACUCGUCUUAAGCACUAUUCGGACGGGAUUAGUUUUCCAAACGACGUUUGAGUUUCAACGUGUCCCCCAGGAUGUCUGUGAUUUUAUGCACCGAUCCGGACGGGAUUAAAAUGAUGCAGGCUAUUCUAGAGAUGGGAGUGUCUGUUUCAUGCAUUUGGGCGUUGCCGUAGCACGUGCUCUGGAUACGCGUGAUUGUAAUGUUUAAUAUUUUGCUUUAAAUGUAAAAUUAUGACAGAACAUGUAAUUUAUUAAUUUAAUUUUAAGAAAUCAAAAUAAAAUAUACAAAUCCUACUAAAGUAACGUUAGCCUACGUGUUUUAUAUAACUGUCUGCUUAUAAUAAACACAAAGAAAUGAAGAAAUAAUGAUUAAUAAAAAUUUAUUAUCUUUAUUAAUUAACAUUACCAUUCCGGAGCUGAACAACUUUGAACGGAGUUUCUUAUAACGUUAAUGAUAUUACAGUGGCCAGCCUUAACAGUGUAUGAUAUUCAGCUCGUCUUGAUUUAAUUAUUUUAUUUUGCUGAAUGCGAAAAAACAUUAAUAUCUGAAUGAAUGGGACUCAAUACAUGGGAAAUACAAUAUACGCGCAUUAUUAAUACCUUACGGCAGAUCACGUUGGCCAAAUCACGACAAGAACCGCGUUUUCAAAAGAUAUUACGGGCAAACACAGACAUUUGCAUUCGGACGGGAUUAAAUUUCUCAGAGGACCUCUGAGUUCGGCGAAAAACAGUAGGUAAAUUACUCUGGAAUUCUUACGGAGGUCGUCAGAGAAAAACACAGACAUGGCCAAUUCGGACAGGAUUAAAAACACAGAUGACCUCUGAGAAGCACGAUUUUCUCAGAGGUCCCCCUGUAAUACUAAUCCCGUCCGAAUAGGACUUUAGACUAAAACAUUUUUAAGAGCUGUCCAAACUGAAAACAACUUGCACUAACAUAUCUUAAAAUACAUCAGUACCCUUUGUUUUGCCUCAAAAUGCACAAGGCAUGGAAAAUGAUGGUUAUAUUUCAUAAUUAAUCUAAGGCCUAGUCCUGGAUUAAGAUUAUACCUGUCCGGGAAACUGCCCCUUUGAUUUGAAAUUCGCAAUCUAGCACUAAAGGUAAAUCUAAUCUUUACAUUAGAGCAAUGAAGUUUAGUGACGAUUGACCAAUCAGUGAUCUACUGUGUUUUCGCGUCAUGCUUGGUAUCAGCUUGGGUCGCUUGAAACCCCAAUCGAGGUGGUAUGAAAAAACGGGUACUACGUACUGCACCCAAUGGAAAAGCUCCCAAAAGCAAGCUGACCCGACCCAAACUAAACCAAACCGUGGGGUACUAUGCAAUGGAAACUGAUUGGUUAUCAUUUUGUUUCACGUGACUACAGCGCAGGUGUCCGCUUGUGCUUGAGGUUUCCCCCACAUAUCAGUAGGGGUGGGACAAAAAAUGUAUUCUUGGAUGAAUCGCGAUUCAGACGUGGGCCGAUUCUGAAUCGAUUCACAAAUGUUAGUUUACAAAAUAAUAACAUGACGUUAUCAUAACCAAAAGGCGUAACUCAACUGGGGGAGCGGUGCUGCACACGGACAACUUAAGAGAGCAUGCACUGCACGAGCGCAUAGUGGAGCUUACAUGAGCAGAAGAGAAAGAAAUAAAAUCUAGAACAGCCCUGUUUGACAUAUUCUAAACUGCAAGAAAACAAGAUACACUUUGGGAUAGUCUUUCUCUACCUUUUCUCUGUUCAAUGAGCAGCAGGGAGAAACAGCACAUUUAAUUUAAUGACUCUUUUGGCUAGGGGUGGGCGAUAAACUGGUAGACAUGGUAGAAAUUUGUCAACCGGUAGAGAUUUUGGACUAUCUUCUCUAUCGAGGUUACGCGCCCACGUCACGCUCCUGUGCGCGUGGUUACGGAAACGUAACGUUUGUACAUGUUUUGAAGAGCCGCAGUUUUAAAACAAGUUAUUUUAAGCCAUUGAAACACAAAUAACAGAUCUAUAUGUGUGCGUUCUUUCUGUCUGUGAGGAGUGCGCAAGUCGCGCAACCGCUGAUCUUUCUGUCUAUGAGGAACGGGCAAGUUGCGAAACCGCUGCUCAUUAAGCUUGUGAGCAUUUUUCCUGCUUUAUUGGCCUUAAAUACAUAUAUGCGUCAAAAUUCCCGCAUUUGCAAGCAUCCUCAUAAACACGACCAUUAAGGACUUAAGAGAAAGUGAACAGCUAAGAGAAAACGCAUGUGAAACAUAAAGUAGGGUCCGGACUUUGGUCUUAAAGGGGAAGUUUCCUAAUUCUGUUCCUGUCUGUCACUCAUGUUUAUGAAACAGCAUUAAGAGAAAAUCUCUACCUACUUCUGGCUGUGCUAAUAGCGUUUCCCUAAGCCAUCCGCUGAUUGUUUAGAUAUAAAGACAUGAAUAUACUUCUGUAAAAAUAUGCACAUAGUUUGUUAUUCAGUCGCUGGGUGCGCUGCAUUAUAUAAAUACAGUAAUACUGCCAAUCACUGUGUAUAAUGAUGAUGCUAGAUGCUUAAUGUUAGUCAGUUCGUGUAAGUUAAUGACGGUUAACAUAUAGAAUUAAUAUGUCACGUUUAAUUACUAUUUUGCUGGUUUUAAUGUCUUACAACAGAAACAGGACAUAUAUGUAUAUAAGAAUGACAUUAUUUAUCCCUUAGUUGCAUUAAAGUACAGUAUAUGACAGUUCAGAGACUAGUAGCAAAAGCGCAAAUAUUAACCUGGCUUUGAGGGCAAAUGUGACGUAAUGACGUCAGAGAUGUGCAAAUUAGUACGUCAAGAAUCGAUUCUGAAUCGAUUCAUGAGGGUCCAAGCGAUUCCCACCCCUACAUAUCAGGUUUCUGAUUUUAAAUAUUUAAUAUGUUGAAUAUUUCUGAAAAAUUCACACUUAAGAGAUGUUAUGUGUUUUGAUUGUGAAAACAGUUCUGAUGUGUCAAUGAUUUCUUUAUUACUGUGCUUCCUUUUCAUGUUCUUUUGGGGGUCUAUAUGAUCCCAGACCCUCUUCAAAUAGUUUAAAAACAUAUGCAGUGUUAUUUUUUAUUCUGAUAUUUCAUGACCAUUUUCCUUUACAUCAGAUCAUUUUACAAAUGUUUUUUCUUGAUUAUCGAUUACAUGUGAUGCUGACCCCAGUAAUAAAAGUUAUUACUGCAUGACCACCAAAUGGAUUGUCACAACUUUGAAUCUGUUCAGCACACAUAACACUCUGAGCUUGGCGUAUUUAGAUUUAUUUACUUGCAACAGUUUGUUCAAUGUUAAAUCACCAUUAACAAGUCUUUGUCUUUACAGAAUAAAACUUUAAAAUACGAGCCUCAUGCAAAGCAUUCUGGGAACCAAAAUCUGAAGGAAAAAGGUUGAUGAGGAUUUCUGGUUCCCAGAAUGCUUCGCAUGAAGCUCUUAUUUUACACUGUAAAAAGUAAUACCUAAAUCUAACUUAUAAACAUGUAUGUUUUAAGUUGAUUCAACUUGUAGCCUUUUUUAAGUAUAAUAAACACUGUAAUAUUACUUAAUACAAAUGCAACAAAAUUAAGUUGAGUUAACUAAUAGUUCUAGUAUUAGUUUAAUCUACUUUUCUUGGUACAGGUAUAUUUUUUAUGGUUUGUUGUUGUUUCCAUAAACAUUGGUUUAGACUUGAUAUUUCUGUGAGAUGAGGGCACGAACUGUUUAUUCAAUCAACGCGCCCACCCAGUUUAGUUUUGGUCAGCUGUAAAGCGCGACAUUCAGUAUGCAGUCUAUGCACAAGCACUCUUCUAAAUCUCGAAGAUAAAUGAACAUUAAACCCUUAAGUCUUUUUUUUGUUAAAAACACAAAAAACAGCGUUUAAAUUUCACUGUCCAAAUGCAGUCCCAUGCAAAGCAUGCUGGGAACUACGAGUCUAUUGCCUAGUUAGCUAUGUUUACUAAAAUCAUUCAUGUAGUUUCAACACAAAAUCAUGAAGUUAAUUUCCUUCUUACAAAUUUAAGUGGAUUAUACAUGAUAAAAUAAAGCUGAAUUUUUGUUCAUUUAGUAUUACUCAAACCAUUCAUGUUUUGAUGUUAUUUUAACUCAAAUUUUGAUUAAAAAACAAGAAUAUAUUUUUUAAUACAGUUUACUCGUUUUAUCUUUGUUAAAUCUACUAAGGAGAAACACUUUUUACAUUGUAGUUUUAUUCUGUAAAGAUAAAGACUUGUUAAAUCUUUAAAGACUGAUACAGACCUACAGAUUAUUUUUUUAUAUUUCACAUUUACACCCAAUUCAUUACAGUGAUCUCUUAAGAUCUCAAAUGUUUGUGAUUUAAAUAAGAUGAGCUGUAAAAUGCAGUUAUAAAGUACUAACUACUGUUGCUUUUAAAAGGACAUUUUCAAGUAUCUACUUUGUGUUUUUCUUUUACUAUAUUAUGUUUUCAUACACACAAAAUGUUUCAAUACUACGAUUUUACU
This is a messenger RNA of Paramisgurnus dabryanus, 6178 nucleotides long. RefSeq lists its product as uncharacterized. Gene Ontology annotation, cellular component: nucleus. Gene Ontology annotation, molecular function: RNA polymerase II cis-regulatory region sequence-specific DNA binding; DNA-binding transcription activator activity, RNA polymerase II-specific. The record is from RefSeq and is a predicted model, not a curated record. Lineage: Eukaryota; Metazoa; Chordata; Actinopteri; Cypriniformes; Cobitidae. Gene Ontology annotation, biological process: regulation of transcription by RNA polymerase II.